Molecule: messenger RNA, 4933 nt
Organism: Paecilomyces variotii
Lineage: Eukaryota; Fungi; Ascomycota; Eurotiomycetes; Eurotiales; Thermoascaceae
Product: putative sensor histidine kinase/response regulator
Exons: 2
Coding region: 226-4551 (1441 amino acids)
Biological process (GO): phosphorelay signal transduction system; detection of visible light; regulation of DNA-templated transcription
Molecular function (GO): protein binding; phosphorelay sensor kinase activity
Source: RefSeq, a predicted model, not a curated record
AGUAACUACUUUCUCAACGCUUAGGGAGCCAGAUGGAAUGCCUCUACUGGUAGGCACAAAUCGCACAGAACCACAUUGCCUGCUUGUUCCCAAGUUACCGCUGGUAUCAAACAGGCCACCAUAAAUAUUAAGUGCAAUAAAUGCCGUACGCUGUGGAGACCCUCUUAAUCUGCUUUUUAAUCGUGGAUUUCAUACGUGGAAGUCGCUCGCUAUUGUUUGCCUGAAAUGGCAUCCAACGACCCUUGCGGCGAUCAAGCCUCUCAGUCUAGGGACACGAUAGACUGUACCAGUACCACUGAGGCCAAUGCGCGACAAAGAGGCCGAGAAGACUCUCUUGGCCAGAAUAGAUCAUCGGGUUCAGUGAUCGUCCAGGUCCCUACAAUGACGGGGACGCAAUCGGAAGCACCAUCACCUUCGUCGAAUGCACAUUCCCCGCAGUUACCCUCGCUGAGCCCAGAUACGGCUGACCGGGUCUUCCCUAUCAGGUCAGUGAUUUCAGUGAAUCCUAGACCGUCUUGGUUGCAAUCACCUCCUUCUGAGGAUGUGACAGAUGAACCUUCAUCUUCCGUGAAUGUUACGCGAAGGUCAUCUAUUGUUGGCAGUAUAUCAAAUACGUCUAUACUACCUAUCCAAAGUCGUCCAGCAGAUGCUGAAAAAGAUCCCCGCCAUCACGACGAGCUUUUGCUUCCAGGUGAAACAGACUCGAAAACCGACUUUCUCUCACCGCACAAGGCGACACUGCAACCAGUUGGGGAAGAUGUUGGCUCCGGGCGCAUUUCUACUGACGGCAUUUCGAUGGCCUCUAGUACCGACGGUGGCGUGCGCCUGGAUGGCCAGGAUAUACCUCGCAGCACUGGCACUGAGGAAGAAACGCCUUAUCUCUUCACAACGCGCUUCAAACACGUCAUGACCGAAGAUGGACAUGCAAUAAUAACGGGAAGAGAUGGGGACGAACUUCAACGUUGCGAAGACGAACCGAUCCACAUUCCAGGCGCGGUUCAGAGCUUUGGCGUCUUGAUUGCGUUGCAUGAAGAGACGGAAGGCAAGCUGGUAGUUAGGGUCGUGAGCGAGAAUUCGAAACAUAUAUUGGGAUAUUCUCCAAAAGAACUAUUUGCACUGGAAAGCUUUGGCGACAUCUUGUCAGAGGAGCAGGAGGAUAAUCUUUUGGAUCAUGUGGAUUUCGUUAGAGACGAGGGAUGUGAUCCAAAGAUACAGGGCCCAGAAGUUUUCAUACUGUCUAUCAAGCAACCGGACGGAGAGGAGAGAAAAUUCUGGUGCGCCAUCCACAUGAACGAUGUCAACAAAGAUUAUAUAAUAUGUGAGUUCGAGCUGGAAGAUGACCAGAUCAAUCCACUAAAUGUGGAUGGAGAGACAACGCCGAAUAAGCCACUCGAUACGCUAGGGACUACUCCAACUGCUGAUGAACUAGCUCAAAGUACCGUCAGCGCCAAUCUUCCCUUGCGAAUGCUGCGCAGUGCAAGGAGCAAAAGGGGAGAGGCAGCAGCGAUGAAAGUUUUCAAUAUGUUAUCUCAAGUCCAGGAACAGCUUGCUAAUGCUCCGACACUGGAUGCUCUCCUUAACGUCCUUGUGGGCAUCGUGAAGGAGCUGACGGGAUUCCAUCGAGUCAUGGUCUACCAGUUCGACAGCAGCUGGAAUGGGUUGGUUGUCUCAGAGAUAGUCGACCCGAGAGCUUCUAAAGAUCUAUACAAGGGACUGCGUUUCCCUGCAUCGGAUAUCCCCAAACAGGCGCGCGAUCUUUACAGAAUUAACAAGGUCCGUCUACUGUAUGAUCGCGAUCAGGAGACUGCUCGACUAGUUUGUCGAUCUGUGAAGGACUUGGAGGAGCCUAUUGAUAUGACAUACACUUAUCUACGCGCAAUGUCUCCCAUACAUGUGAAGUACCUGGCCAAUAUGGGUACUCGAUCGUCAAUGUCCAUCAGUAUAAAUGCAUUCGACGAACUAUGGGGCCUCAUCUCAUGUCAUUCCUAUGGCACAUCAGGCAUGAGGGUGUCUUUUCCACUCAGAAAGAUGUGUCGGCUGAUCGGUGAUACGACGUCGAGAAAUAUCGAACGGUUAUCAUAUGCCUCUCGUCUUCAAGCGCGAAAACUUAUCAAUACAGUUCCCACUGAAACAAACCCUUCCGGGUACAUCGUCGCCUCAUCGGAUGAUCUUCUGAAACUUUUCGAUGCAGAUUACGGUGCUCUUUCCAUUCGUGAUGAGACGAAAAUUUUAGGUCGGGUUGCUCAGGCCCAAGAAGUCUUGGUCUUGCUGGAAUAUUUGCGGAUGCGCCGAAUCAGUUCAGUUUUAGCUUCUCACGAUAUCACCAAAGACUUCGAGGAUCUAAACUAUCCACCAGGCUUGAAAAGUAUAUCUGGCCUACUCUAUGUCCCACUGUCUUCUGGGGGCAGUGACUUUAUCGUCUUCUUCAGGCGCGGACAGUUAACAGAAGUCAAGUGGGCCGGGAAUCCUUACGAAAAAAGGUACAAAGAAGGAACAGCCGCGUAUCUCGAGCCUCGCGCGAGUUUCAAAACGUGGAAGGAAACUAUCAUGACACGUUCACGCGAGUGGAGCGAAGCAGACGUUGAGACUGCGGCUGUUCUUUGCCUUGUUUAUGGGAAGUUUAUCGAAGUCUGGCGACAGAAAGAAGCUGUGAUGCAAAGCACACAACUAACCAAAUUACUCCUGGCCAAUUCAGCUCACGAGGUGAGAACACCGCUUAAUGCAAUCGUCAACUACCUGGAAAUCGCCUUGGAAGGCUCUUUAGACGGCGAAAUCCGGGAGAACCUAGCGAAAUCGCACUCGGCAUCCAAAUCACUUAUUUACGUGAUCAAUGACCUGUUAGACUUGACAAAUACCGAAAAUGGACAGAAUCUGAUCAAAGACGAGGUUUUCGACCUCCACACCACGCUAAAAGAAGCUGCCGAGAUGUUUGAAGGAGAAGCUAAGAGAAAGAACAUUGCCUACAAUGUUAUUGAGUAUCCCGGAGCCCCGAAAUCUGUCCUGGGCGAUCAGCGGCGUGUCCGGCAGGUGAUAACCAACAUUAUUUCGAAUGCCAUGCAGCAUACGUCAUCAGGGGCCAUUACUGUUGAGAGUUGGCCUUCGCCCAGCCAGCAAGAGCCGGACCAUAUGGAUGUCGAAUUGGCAGUCAGUGACACAGGUUCUGGGAUGUCCCAGGAUAUGUUGGAAAAUCUCUUUCGAGAGUUAGAGCAGGUCUCCAGUGAGCACGAUCCGAUCUACUAUGAACAUUACAACAUCCGAGAGUCAGGCGAGAGCUCAGACGAGGAACAGAAACCUGUUCUUGGUCUGGGAUUGGCACUAGUUGCUCGCAUCGUUCGCAACAUGCAGGGCCAGCUAAGCGUCAAGUCCGAAGAAGGGAAGGGCAGUCGUUUCAAGAUCCAAUUAAGAUUCCCACUACCUGCCGAUGAAGAAAAGCCUGCGACUCGUCAAACGUUGCUUCAAGCUGAGGAACGUGAUGUACCGCAGACACCGCCGCCAAUCGAAGGGGAAUUUCUGCUUAUUAACAGAAAUUCCCAGAGUCGCAGUGGAUCGAGGCGGCGAAAUAGUAACUCCAGCAGUCUCAGUGGUAAUAGCGCUCGGAGCGGAAAGAGUGAUGUUGACCGACUUAUCAGCGCCAUGCAGGAUGGGCCUUUCUCCCAGAAACCAGCGCAUGAGAAUCUUCACGCUCGGAGAAACCGCAGGAAUGGAGCUCCCGAUGGCGGGGAUAGCCCGUCAAUCAUAUCAGGCACCGAUCAAACCACUAGGGUGCCAUUUGGCAGUCCUCUAGCUACGCAAGGAAAUAGAAUAUCUCCAAUUUCUAGCCCAACCGUCCCCUCACGAACGGUGAUGCCGCUAGGUUCUCCUCGUUUACCGGGCCAGGAAUCGGUAACUGACUCGGGCGUUCCAUUGAGUGCCUUGCGCGUCCAAGAAGACAAUACGUCCCAAUCAUCUUCGACGGGACCAACCUCGUCAAUAGAUGGUUCUAAAUCACCGAAGCCAACAAAGGGCCUAGAGAUUCCUCGCGAAAAAGAUGUUAGUGUAUCUCCAAGAUUAAACCCUUCCGGGGUGGAGUCUGGUCUGCGCGUACUUGUUGCGGAAGACGACCCGAUCAAUAGCAAGAUCAUACAGAAGAGAUUGGAGAAAGCUGGCCAUACUGUUCAUUUGACUGUCAACGGGGAAGAGUGCGCCAUUGCCCAUCGUGAGAGAUCGAGUUCCUUCGAUGCUGUGUUGAUGGAUAUUCAGAUGCCCAUUGUGGACGGCGUGAAUUCUACAAAAAUGAUCCGCGAAUUCGAAAGCAAAGCAUCCGGUACCUUAUUAUCUGCCGUAGCUCGUUACAAUGGGAGGAUUCCGAUCUUUGCUGUAUCGGCGUCUUUGGUCGAGAAAGAUCGCCAAAUAUACAUCGACUCUGGCUUCGAUGGAUGGAUACUCAAGCCUAUUGAUUUCAAACGCAUCAAUAGUCUUCUUGAUGGAGUGCUGAAGGACAAAGUGCGAAAUUCUUGCCUCUAUGAACCUGGGCUAUGGGAAAAAGGCGGCUGGUUCAUGAAACGUCACUGAUCGCAAUCUCCCGCCUAGCACGCAGCCCUCUUUUCUCCGGAAAUACAUAUCCGUGGGAAAGUACCAUUGUUCUCAUUAGCUCUUUUCACAUCACGGACGAAAAAUGCAUCAUAUGGCGUUUAUCUACUGAUGGCAGAUAUCUGCGUUUACUGUUAGUCUAUUCUGGUCUACUAAUACCUCUACUAACAGUUAGUCGUCCUUGUACGGGCUUGAAAUGACUAUAAAUACCGUUCAUAUCUUACUAUCAAUUUGUUUAUUUUUUCUGGGGUAUAUUGGGUCUAUAGCGACGAGUCCACUUUUUGCGCUGUGCUUUGGUUGGGUCAUCCGCCCUCAUAGCGGCAACAUUCUCAUCUAAAGGUGGCCAAUACAUGAGCGACAACUG